Messenger RNA from Aplysia californica (California sea hare), 3152 nucleotides. Its product is annotated as zinc finger protein 585A. Gene Ontology annotation, cellular component: chromosome. The coding region runs from base 63 to 2876 and encodes 937 amino acids. Gene Ontology annotation, biological process: regulation of transcription by RNA polymerase II. The transcript is spliced from 4 exons. Gene Ontology annotation, molecular function: chromatin insulator sequence binding. The record is from RefSeq and is a predicted model, not a curated record. Lineage: Eukaryota; Metazoa; Mollusca; Gastropoda; Aplysiida; Aplysiidae.
UCUAGAUCUAGAUCCAGAUCUAGUGCUGGAUCUUUGAUCAGAGCCAAGACCAACGAAAUAACAUGGAUGCAGAUCUGGGGGCAAACGAAACUGUUGUCGAUCUCCCCCCUAAAAGUAGGCCUAAAAGACGACGAUCACGAAGAAGCCAGUGGUGCUCAGCAGUGAAUUGUAAAAAUGAACGAUAUAAAAGACCGGACCUGUCAUUUUUUCGGUUUCCUAAGGAUAAGGUGAGAUGCCGUAAGUGGGUGGUGAACUGCCGAAGACAGGAUUUGCUAGGGAAGUCACCAGAGAGUCUCUUUGCUACUAACGUACUCUGCUCAGAACACUUUGAGGACUCUGAGUUUACCAACAGUGUGAGGAGAAAUCAGUUGAAUCGUAACAAUACAGCUGUACCAACGCUGUUUAAUUUCAAUCAUGUAGAUUUAGAUCUAGAUCUAGUAGGAAACUCUAGAUCUAGCUCUCCUCUGCUAACAGAAUCUUCAAGCUCUUCAAGAACAUCAGAGUCGGAGGCAGAGGAAAUUCCUCAAACUCAAACGUCAUUUUCUCAGGUGGUUGUCAAUCAUGAUACACCGGUCUCGCCCUUGAACAGAGGUAGAGGCUGUCCAAGAGGCCGCAAGACUUUGGGCAAUGUAGACAUCUCCCAGAUUUUUUCAGAGGCUGAGGCCAGAGAAGAAGUCCGUAGGACAGCUGGGAUUUCCGUCUGUACGGUUGGCAUACAGACUGAUCCUGUUUACAUUUUGCCAAUGGAAGACGCAGACUUUAUGACGGUUGGCACAGAUAGAGGAUUGUCUGCCCGCCUCACUCUGGACUCUGCACGGAGACCUCCAGGGACCAGCCAGGGUCUUGUGCGUCAUCACUGCAAGAUCUGCGGCGCUGCCUUCGUGGGCGAGUUACAGCUCAAGCUUCAUCGGUGGAUUCAUCGGAUGGCCCAGCCCAGCUCUCAGAGGAGAAGGGCAGCUUCAGUGUCUCAGAGGAAACUGGCCACUCCCGGUUCUGCGAAGAAGAAUGAAGGAGUCAGUUUGUUGAGAGUGUUGAAGUGUGAGAAUAACGGGGUGGAGGGUUUUGAUGCAGACGCAGAUCUUGGAGCGAUGGAGAUCACUGUGUUGUCUGAUAGGAGAGUGAUAACGCCGUGGCAAACUGGGCAGGAGAACGUGCCGGUAGAAGAACUUCCACACACUGUGAAGCAGACAGGUACUCUAGGGAUUAUGUCAGGGAUUAUUGUUGGGAAGAAAAGACCGGUUGGUAAGUUACAGCGAAGUUUGCUGAAGGACAGGCUGCCAAGGGAGAGUAGUCAGAAGAGUAGUGACAGCCAAGGCAAGACGCCAAAGAAGUGCCCAGUGUGCGGGGAGAUGUUUGUGAAGCCCGCGGCCCUGAGAAUUCACCUGUCUGAGCACCUGUACUACGACAUACAUCGAGGCCAGGUGUUGAUUCGUGGGGCCAUCAUGCCCAACACCAAUGGGACCGGCCUGGGCGUCAUGGAACAGACUUCGGCAGGUGAAGACCUUGCGGGUGAGCAAGAGGGACCCCCGCCGGACGGGCUGGCCAAAUCAAACGGGCCUGUGCCAUAUAGCCACAGCGAUGUGAAAGGUAGUGAGUUCAGCUACGUUUGUACUCUGUGUAAUGUAGGAUUCAUGCGUAAGAAACAGUUAAGUGCGCAUAGGCACUCGGAGCACAGCAGCGUCAAGUGCGCGUACAAGGACAGGGCGCUGGUGCUCAAGUCGCCCUCGUCCAUCAUUCGUAAGUCCAACAGUUGUGAGAUCUGUGGGGAAGUGUUUAAGUCACUAUCCUCCUUGAAGAUCCAUGUGCUCUGCCACAAUGACUCUUCUACUUCUGAGGCACUCGGAGUUCACAAGAAGCUGCACAAGCCGAAAGAUCCUGAAGCCCAGCCUGCUGAAAAGUUGGCAAUGGAAAAGUUUGUCUGCGAUGUCUGCGGCAAGACAGUUAAGUCGAUGAAGCAGUUACGGUACCACCUGUCGCGUCAUGCAGGUGGGAAUACAUUCACAUGCCGAGUUUGCAAAGAGAAAUUCUCCUCCAAGAAACUGUUGAAGGCCCACCAGACUGAGCAGGGCCAUGUGGCCGACAAGCCGUUUAUCUGUGAAGUGUGCGGCUCUGCUUACUCUCGCAUCUCCGAACUCAACAGACAUCACUUCGUGGUUCAUGUCAAGAACAAAGAUAAAAAGAAAACUGUAAAGAAGACAAGAGAGGAAGGAAGUUUCCCUUGCGAGCUUUGCGGGAAAGUUUUUCGCUUCAAAAACAGGCUGCAGUACCAUGUUGGUUUGCAUACAGGGGAGAAAUCGUAUGAGUGCGAAAUUUGCCACAAAACUUUUUGCUACUCAAGUUCUCUGUCUUAUCAUAAACGGAAGCACAGGGAGACAAAGGUGAGAGAGAAGGAAAAGGUAAGAAUGACUUGUGAGUAUUGCCAUAAGGUUUUCAGCAGCAAGCAAGUAUUGGACAGUCACAUCAAAUACCACACAGGUGAAAAUCUCCACACCUGUGAAAUUUGCAACAAGUCUUUUGCCUACAAGGCAUCAUUCGUCUUGCACAAACGAAUCCACGAAGGCGAGCGGCCUUACGAAUGCGACGUCUGUCACCGGCGAUUUGUUCGCCAGUGCCACUUAAACUGUCACUACCGCAUCCACACGGGCGAGAAACCAUAUCCUUGCCAGAUCUGUGGCCAGAGAUUUCGGCAGCUGGGUGACCGCAACUCGCACCAGAAGCGUCACGCCACGCAGGCCGCCAAGGCAUCCAACAACGUGUCGAGCAGCACAGCAGCAGUCCAGACACAGGUGGAGGCCCAGGUCCCAGCCACAAUUCAGAUUCAAGUCCUCACGCAGCAGGACAAUGAAACGGCCGCUUCGGUCAUUAGUAUUCUUUGAGGCUGCUUAUUCUCUUCUACAUUGCGCUAAGGCUUCAUACUGUGAGAAAGAUUCCUUUUCAUUUUAUAGUUUACUUUGGGACACUUCCAAUGAGUCGUUCUACUCCCAGUACAGCGACUUAAAACUUGAACAUGAUGACUUUGCUGUGAAUUAUCUUGUUAUCACCAUUUUUAUCAGCUUGACAAUGGUGGAAAAUAUGUACUUGUUAUUGGACAAAUGACAUAGGUGGCGACCUUGCCUGUUGCGUCGUGUUAAGUUCUCAGCAGAUGACAGAAA